CCGUCUAGAUAAGAUACAUAUUCGAUAUAAAAGUUAAUUUUCGAUUGGAAUAAAAAUAUUUUAACAUUUCAAGUUGAUAUACUUUUUUCUCGUUGCAAAAUGAAAUGUGUAUAUCUUAUUGCUAUUUGCUUGAUUUGCGUAACUUGCAGCGAAGACGUAAUCUUCGUAGAGGAAACUAACGUUAUUGAUCCACAAUUUGAAGAAGAUGCCAUCGAGUCUUAUAAAGAAGCACACGCAAUGAUCCCCACAGAUAAUGAAUUAUUUUUCCAAACACUAUCUGAGCUGUUCAGUAUCAAACAAAACUCAACUAAUGGUUGGAAAAUUUCUGAGAAUUGCGGUGGUUUUUAUAAUCCAAACGCAACCGAUUCAUAUAUUAUUUUACACGUAUUAGAUGAUGCUGGCGACAGAAGAAUCAGAAUCUUUGCUUAACUUGAAAGCUAUCGAUAUAUAAAUGUAAAAUUUUGAAAAUAAAUUUUGAUAUCAGUUGA
Messenger RNA from Diorhabda sublineata, 488 nucleotides. RefSeq lists its product as uncharacterized. The transcript is spliced from 2 exons. Bases 100 to 429 code for a protein of 109 amino acids. NCBI's taxonomy places the organism in Eukaryota, Metazoa, Arthropoda, Insecta, Coleoptera, Chrysomelidae. The record is from RefSeq and is a predicted model, not a curated record.